Messenger RNA from Schistocerca cancellata (South American locust), 887 nucleotides. RefSeq lists its product as uncharacterized. Lineage: Eukaryota; Metazoa; Arthropoda; Insecta; Orthoptera; Acrididae. Gene Ontology annotation, biological process: regulation of DNA-templated transcription. The coding region runs from base 75 to 887 and encodes 270 amino acids. The record is from RefSeq and is a predicted model, not a curated record. Gene Ontology annotation, molecular function: ATP binding. Gene Ontology annotation, cellular component: nucleus. The transcript is spliced from 6 exons.
UGUUGAGUAGAUGUUGGAGUUUGAAUUGGAACGGAGACGUAAGGAGUUUGAUGUGAGUGGAAAAACAAAAUUCCAUGAAGAUGAGUGAACUAAAUGAAUUAGAAGAAAAUAUGGCAGAUGUAAAUGUGACACAGAUUCCAAUUCAACAAGUUGAAGCAGACUCUCCCAGUGCAGAUAUUACCAUUUUACCAUCUCCCCAAGAAUCAACAAAACCUACAGAAAGUGGAGACUCGUCAGAAACAUACAUUGAGAAAAUGCAACUGGUACUUGAUGGAUUAAAUGUUGCUAUCAGAAGACUGGAUGAACUAAGUUUGCAGAAUGAUGCACGUUACAGCAAAUUAUUGGAUCUCAAAAAACUUGUGGUGGACAGAAUAAGUGAAGAGCAGCAGAAGCAGUUCCAAUACAACACUAAUCAGUUGUAUCAGUUACGGAUGCAGAUCAUGGCCUACCGUAUGCUGUCUCGCAACUUACCUCUACCAACACAUGUUGUCUCAGGUAUACAGACUCCUCAGCUGGGUGCAGGUACUACGUCUACACCUUUAAACUCACAAGCUUCAAGUAGUUUUGGACCAGUUGCUGGGCCCAGCCAUGUUCAGUGUGCUGAUGUUACCAGCACUAACACUAAUACUGGUUCUGCAUCAUCCAUUCCACAACAACCACAGAUACAAAAUCGUAUUACUCCUGUUUCAAGGCCAUCAAAAUUACCACCUGAACUUUUAACAGCUGAGCGUGAACGCAGAUUUAACAAUGUCUUUAGAAGCCACUAUGAGGAUCAAACAUGUCAUUGGACAUUUGAAGUAGAAAGUAUAUAUGACUUACAGCUUUAUAACAACUUUGAAAAUAACACAGACUUCCUUUCCCAGAAGCAGUUAGUGAAGGAAGGUUGA